This is a messenger RNA of Bubalus bubalis (water buffalo), 1822 nucleotides long. RefSeq names its product family with sequence similarity 71 member F2 (gene GARIN1A). The record is from RefSeq and is a predicted model, not a curated record. Gene Ontology annotation, cellular component: nucleus. The transcript has 5 exons. The coding region runs from base 935 to 1663 and encodes 242 amino acids. Lineage: Eukaryota; Metazoa; Chordata; Mammalia; Artiodactyla; Bovidae.
UAUUCUGUGGAAAAUAAGCCCUUUCUUUUCACCACAGUUGCCAGUACCCUACCCCUCCUAACACAACCACAUUUUUAUCCUCCCAGAAGUUUCUGGGCAUGUUCUAACAUGUUCAUAUGGGUAUAUAUUCUUUUAAAUUCCUUUUACCCAAGUGGUGGCAUAUUAUAUAUACUGCUCUGCAUCUUGUUUUACCUUAAUGUCUUGGUAAUCAUUCUUUAUCAGUAUAUAUAAAGUUACCUAUUCUUUCAUGGGCUGCAAACCAUUACCUCAUUAUAGAUUAUGGUUAGGGUUAAGGUUAGGUUCAUAUCAUAAUGUAACUACUGCCCUGUUGAUGGACAUUUAAGUUGUCUCCAGUCUUUGUUACUGCAAACAGUGUUUCAGGGAACAUUCUUCCACUUAUUUAACACUAGAACUUACUAUACAAGUAAGUGAGGUACUCUAGCAUAAGUGGUCACGCUGAUGUUCUUUAUGUCCUUUAAAUUUUUGGUCUAUGCUACAAACAUUGUAAGAGAAGUUUCCUGUUUGUUUUUUGUUUUUUCCUUUUACAAGCAAAGGAGAAACAAUGUUACAGAGUGCACUGAGAUAAGAAAAGGAAAGGAAUAGUCUUGAAGCGUUUGAAGUUUAAAUCCCUGGUCUUACAGACUUUGCAUUGAUAAAAGAGAAGAAUUUUCUCUUCUAAUGAGUGAGUCUUAAGAAGAAAUAAGCUAAUCCUGCUUCUGAUGUCACAGCUUUGGGAAAACAAUGAGAAGCGGAUUUCCCUCCUGAUAGGAGGCCGCAGAAGAUUCAAGCGCAGUCAUGGGUGGACUGCAGCAGUGUGUGUCUUGAGAGUUUAAAAGAUGAGAGAACUCACGCCUUGGCCUAUUGAAGCACCAAGUGAGAGAGCCUGUAGCUGUACAGCCAACGUCCGAGAGAGAUCACUAAGCCUGGGAACUGGAUGGAUGACUGUGAAGAGCCAACCACUGUGAUCCUUGGGGUGACCUCAUCCGUACCCUCCUUGCCACUCCCCAACAUCCUCCUGAUGGCCAACGUCACCUGGCCCCAGGGUCAGUUUCCCACCUGGAGCACACCUGGGAGUGUCCCAGUCAUCACCCUCAGCAGGAUUCUGCCCCUGAAGUACGUGGAACUGCGAAUCUAUGACCGGCUCCAACGCAUCCUAAGGGUUAGGACAGUGACUGAAAAGAUCUACUACCUGAGGCUCCACGAAAAAUACCCAGAGACCGUGUUUCAGUUCUGGACCCGUUUGGUGAACAUUCUGCAGAGAGGUCUGUCCAUCACCACCAAAGAUCCAAGAAUCCGAAUCUCUCACUGCCUGGUGCCCAAGUUGCCCUGCCGCUCAGCAGAAACAUCUGAAAGCAGCCUGCUGUCAUCCUCCUGGCCCAGUGAGAGCUCCAUGCUGUUGGCUGCCGAGCAGAACAGUGACCGUUUCUUGAAACUCUCAGGAACUUCCCAGCUCACAGUGCACAGAAACACCAACGGUGCCACUGAAAUAGAGAAUUUCAACUGCAAGGACAACACAUCCUCGCCAGCGUCAUCCCCGGUCAUUUUGAAUAUACCCAUGAGAGCCACCUUGAGCCACAGUCUCUGGGAACAAGAGAAUGCUGAUGAGUACCACAUGCAGGCUCCUGUAGCCAGUUCCUUAGGAGAGAACUUUUGGGGACCCUAACACCUAGCCCAAACAGGGUGGUCUUCAGUGCACUUGUUACAAACUUCUAUAGGGCAGUUUUCCUAUUGUGGCCCAAAUGACCCUGGGAGAGAGGUAAGAUGGUGUUUAUAACAAGAUGCUUCUGCACGUCCAUCAAUAAACCUCCAGAUGAGUCCCUAA